This is a messenger RNA of Protopolystoma xenopodis, 300 nucleotides long. The record is from the annotation of a GenBank genome assembly. NCBI's taxonomy places the organism in Eukaryota, Metazoa, Platyhelminthes, Monogenea, Polystomatidea, Polystomatidae.
AUGAUACUGGCCUGGGCGGCUAGUGUUAUCGUAGGUCGUGCUCGCCUUGGCGGGAUACCUUGUGGCGUGAUCACCGCAGAGACGCGUUCGGUAAUCUCUCGAGUGCCUGCCGACCCUGCAAAUCCUCAGUCGGAGGCACAGACCGUCAAUCAGGCUGGUCAGGUAUGGUAUCCGGACUCUGCCUACAAAACAGCGCAGGCUAUCUCGGACAUAGCCAAGGAAGGUCUGCCUCUCUUCAUCUUCGCCAACUGGCGUGGAUUUUCGGGCGGUAUGAAGGACAUGUAUGAUCAAGCUUCAUAG